UCGUUUGUUUUCCAAAUUGAAAACGUCAAGGAUCUGGACAUUUUUUGUUCUGCGAUCGAAAUACUUGAAAACGAAAAAGACAAUUUUUGCCGUAUUCUUAUCUAUCCUCGAGUGCUAGACCGCCGCAUUGCUAGCAGAUAGCCCCAGUAAGUGCAAGCACGAUCGUUUUCGUUUCAUUUUGCAUCACCGUAGUGUACGUUUGUUUACGCCAUCUCGCGAAAAUUCAUGUGAAUUAUAACAAUGCUGCGAGUUCCAGUUAGUCGGGCCCUUACCUUCGGGGCCCGGUUCCCAGUGCAGACGAUAGUGCGCACGUCGGCCACUACACCGGCCAAGGCGCCAGAAAAGAUUGAAGUUUUUGUGGACGAUCAAUCCGUGAUGGUGGAACCGGGUACCACCGUACUACAGGCUGCGGCACAAGUUGGUGUGGAGAUACCGCGCUUCUGCUAUCACGAGCGUCUGGCGGUAGCCGGCAACUGUCGUAUGUGUUUGGUGGAGGUGGAAAAAUCACCGAAACCAGUCGCUGCCUGCGCUAUGCCGGUGAUGAAAGGGUGGCGUAUAAAGACGAACUCCGAAAUGACGCGCAAAGCUCGCGAGGGUGUAAUGGAGUUCCUGCUAAUGAACCAUCCGCUCGACUGUCCCAUCUGUGACCAGGGCGGUGAAUGUGAUCUGCAGGACCAGGCGAUGGCAUUUGGUUCGGAUCGAUCGCGCUUUACAGAUAUCCACCACACCGGCAAACGGGCGGUCGAGGACAAGGACAUUGGUCCGCUGAUUAAAACCAUCAUGACACGGUGCAUCCACUGUACGCGCUGUAUCCGCUUCGCAUCGGAAGUGGCCGGUGUCGAUGAUCUCGGCACGACAGGCCGCGGUAAUGAUAUGCAGAUUGGCACGUACGUGGAAAAGUUUUUCCUGUCCGAGUUGUCGGGUAACGUGAUUGAUCUGUGCCCGGUCGGUGCGCUGACCAAUAAACCGUACAGCUUCGUCGCACGUCCGUGGGAAAUUCGUAAGAUCGAGUCGAUCGACGUGUUGGAUGCGGUCGGCAGCAAUAUUGUUGUGAGCACGCGUACGGGCGAAGUGCUGCGCAUUUUGCCGCGUGAAAACGACGAAAUCAAUGAGGAAUGGUUGUCGGAUAAGUCGCGUUUCGCUUGCGAUGGUUUGAAGCGACAGCGGCUGAUCGCACCGAUGCUGCGCAAUCCGAACGGUGAGCUGGAACCAGUCGAGUGGGAAUCCGCGCUGAUUACGAUCGCACAAGCGUUACGUGGAGCACCAAAGGGAAAGGUGGCGGCCGUUGCUGGUGGGCUGGUUGAUGCCGAAUCGUUGGUUGCGUUGAAGGAUCUGCUGAACCGGUUGGGAUCGGAAACGCUCUGCACUGAGCAAAAGUUCCCCACUGACGGAUCGGGUACGGACUUCCGUUCAAGCUAUCUGCUCAACUCAUCGAUCGCUGCUUGCGAGGAAGCGGAUCUCGUACUGCUUGUCGGUACGAAUCCCCGCUAUGAAGCACCACUUCUGAACACCCGUUUGAGGAAGGGAUAUAUCCAUAACGAUCAAAACAUUGCACUGAUUGGACCGAAGGUCAAUCUUUCUUACGAGUACGAGCAUCUCGGAAGCGAUACCUCGCUGAUCCGCGACAUCGCAAACGGACACCAUCCAUUCGCCAAGAAGCUGAAGGAGGCUAAGAAACCCCUGAUCAUCGUCGGUGCCGAUCAACUUGCCCGAAAGGAUGGUUUGUCUUUCCUUACUGCACUCCACGUAUUCGCUAACUCGUUGUCACCGGCAGACAAAAACUGGAAGGUAUGGAACGUACUGCAGACAAACGCAGCGCAAACGGCCGCCCUGGACGUUGGCUAUACGGCGGGCGUCGAUGCCGCUGUUGAGAUGCAACCGAAGGUCCUGUUCCUGUUGGGCGCUGAUGCCGGCAUGGUCGAUAAGGAAAAGUUACCGAAAGAUUGUUUCAUCGUGUACCAAGGGCAUCAUGGUGAUGCGGGUGCACAAAUGGCCCAUGCCAUUCUGCCUGGUGCUGCGUACACGGAGAAGCAGGGCACGUACGUGAACACGGAAGGCCGAGCUCAGCAGACGCUGGUUGCUGUUACGCCACCGGGGCUUGCACGCGAAGACUGGAAGAUUUUGCGCGCCCUAUCGGAGGUAGCUGGUGCUCCGCUGCCGUACGAUAAUCUGGACGAUCUGCGUUCCCGCAUGGAAGACAUUGCGCCGCAUCUCGUGCGUUACGGACGGCUGGAGGCGUCCAAUUUCUUCGCCAUCGCGGACGCAUUACUAAAGAACGCUUCGGUGCAAUUCGAUAAUAGCAAGGUGGAUGUGGUGCAGAAAAAGCUAGCAGACUUUUUCAUGACCGAUCCGAUUACGCGAGCUUCGCCCACCAUGGCUAAAUGUGUGACGGCAGCGAAGAAACAGUUGCAAACUAAUUAAAGUUUAACAAUGCAAGCUUAAAACUGAGACGAAGUCUGCGUUUCCUUGUUGCAGUUCCCCAGGUGUUUCUACACAAUUUGUUUUGUGUUUGUUCAACGUGGAAUGGUGAGUGGUUAGUUAGUGGAAUUUUGAGUCCCAUUUGUAAGACGUUAAAUGAGAAGUUUUGUUUGUAGUAAAGCAGCGAUCUAUCAGUCAUCGUCCAAUGCUAUAAAUGCAGAUGCUUGUCCGGGUCUACUUAUUUCCGUAAUUUAACCUUGAUUAAAAUGAUCGUUUUUUUUUGUAAAUUAUCCUUCAUUUUCCUGUUCAAAAUGCCUCAAUAAAUGGCAAAUAUGUAGGGUAACUACUCCAGUUUUCGGCGGCUUAGUGCAGCCGUAAAGCAAAAAACGAAAAAACAACUAUAUUUGCAAUCUUUGUAUUUGAAAGUGAUGUUAUUCCGAUUAAUAAACUUUCGUAGUAUUUCUGCAUACU
This is a messenger RNA of Anopheles funestus (African malaria mosquito), 2889 nucleotides long. It is a transcript of the gene ND-75, whose product is annotated as NADH-ubiquinone oxidoreductase 75 kDa subunit, mitochondrial. Gene Ontology annotation, cellular component: membrane. Lineage: Eukaryota; Metazoa; Arthropoda; Insecta; Diptera; Culicidae. The transcript is spliced from 5 exons. The record is from RefSeq and is a predicted model, not a curated record. Gene Ontology annotation, biological process: ATP synthesis coupled electron transport. Gene Ontology annotation, molecular function: iron-sulfur cluster binding; NADH dehydrogenase (ubiquinone) activity. Bases 241 to 2421 code for a protein of 726 amino acids.